This is a messenger RNA of Cynocephalus volans (Philippine flying lemur), 5634 nucleotides long. RefSeq names its product chloride intracellular channel 5 (gene CLIC5). The record is from RefSeq and is a predicted model, not a curated record. The transcript has 6 exons. Bases 1 to 1242 code for a protein of 413 amino acids. Lineage: Eukaryota; Metazoa; Chordata; Mammalia; Dermoptera; Cynocephalidae.
AUGAAUGGCGGAGACUACAGCACCAUCUGUGGCACAAUCCCAGAACAGAGGAUGUGUGAGGCUCCAGACCAGCCAAAAGGAAAUGGAAGUCCUUUUUAUUAUGACAUCCAUGAAGACUUAAGGCUAGAAAACAGUUUAUAUGCCACUAAGCUGGAAACCCAUGCAUGUAAUUCUGUGUCAGUCUAUGUUGUUGGAGGUAAAGAGAACAGCUUGGCAUCUUCCCACCCAGAGCCAGGACGAUGCUUCCUGCCUAAUGAGGUGGGCUCUGAGGCCAAGGAGCCUCAACCAGGUGAGCCCCAGGAGGACAGGGACAUCUUAAUGAAAGAAUUGCUUUCACCAGCCCAGAACCAGGAUCCCUUCCCAGAGAAGCCCCAGGAGAAUGGAAGACUGAUGAAGGAAGACCUGCCUUCUCCUUCAGCUUUCACCAUUCAGCACAGCAAGGCUUUCUCUACCAGCAAGGAUUUCCCCACCUGCUAUUCUAAUGCUAAUGGUUUGGAAAAAAAGGAAGCAGCUUCCACGAACCCUGAGAUUUACCUCUUUGUGAAGGCUGGAAUCGAUGGGGAAAGCAUCGGCAACUGUCCUUUCUCUCAGCGUCUCUUUAUGAUCCUUUGGCUGAAAGGAGUCGUGUUCAAUGUCACCACUGUGGAUCUGAAAAGAAAGCCUGCUGACCUGCACAAUCUAGCCCCUGGCACCCAUCCGCCCUUCCUGACCUUCAACGGGGACGUGAAGACAGACGUCAAUAAAAUCGAGGAGUUCUUGGAGGAGACCUUGACCCCAGAAAAGUACCCCAGACUGGCUGCAAAACACCGGGAAUCCAACACAGCAGGCAUCGACAUUUUCUCCAAGUUUUCUGCCUACAUCAAAAACACCAAGCAGCAAAACAAUGCAGCCCUUGAGAGAGGCCUGACCAAGGCACUGAAGAAACUCGAUGACUACCUGAACACCCCUCUCCCAGAGGAAAUCGAUGCCAACACUCGUGGGAACGAUGAUAAGGGGUCCCGGCGCAAGUUCCUGGAUGGGAAUGAGCUGACCCUGGCUGACUGCAAUCUCUUGCCCAAGCUCCAUGUGGUCAAGAUUGUGGCCAAGAAAUACCGCAACUAUGACUUCCCAGCUGAGAUGACAGGCCUGUGGCGGUACCUCAAGAACGCUUAUGCCCGGGACGAAUUCACCAACACCUGUGCAGCUGACUGUGAGAUCGAGUUGGCCUAUGCAGAUGUCGCCAAGCGCCUCAGCCGAUCCUGAGCAGGGCCACCUGGCCCCAUGCCUGCUGUAGAAGGACUCAACCUCUCCCAAGGACUCCAGCUUCACAGACUCCUCUUCCUCAUUGCCUCGGGAAACACCAUUUAAAUUAGGCCCCUUCUUGCUGGCAUCCCGGAACUCCAGCCUGCUGUCUCUUAUGAAGGUCAGCACCAUCCCCGGCCUCAUACCCGGGAAUCUGGCAAGCACGCAGCAGAAGCAGUCACCUCGCAGGCUGCCAGCCAGAUCUGGGUUCUGUGUAUUUGGUGUCUGUCAGCAUUGGAGAGCCCAUAUGGGACAGUCACUGGCCCCUUUUGCCAAUAUCAAAAUAUCUUCUCAGAUGUUGUAGAAACGUGCAAUGCCAGCUCCUCUUCUACCUUCCUCUUUGUCAGUAACUUCAAGGACAAGGAAAAAUGCCAUCUCAGUUCUUAUGACAAAGAGAUCCUCACCCAGUUAGGGGAGACAAAGAGAGGGAAUGGAGAAGGGCCAAGCUGGCCAUGGAUUUUGGCAUCUGGCAAGCACACCUUCAGUCACUUGCUACUUCUGGCACUCCUGUCACUGGGCACUAAAGGCCAGAUUGGAAAGUCACUUCAGAUGCGUUCUCAGUUUGCUGCAGUGCCAGGAAUGUUGCAAUGCUGUUGUGCACCUGGCCAGUGCUGACCCUUGUUUUCAUGCUGGCCGGGCCUUGCCAGGAAAGGAAACUGGCAUGCAAUUCCAAACUGGAGUGACUGGGGUGGGAAGGGGACAGCGUCAAUGCCAAAAGGCCCACAGGGGUCUACCAGCCAUGGGGUUUGCUUGCCUAGAAGUAGUUAUUGCCAUGGAAAUGACAUGCCUGGGUCUGACUGCUUAUCAGAGAGUGGUUGGGGUCUAUGAGAAAGCAGAUGAGAGUGGGAGGGGGUGGGAUGGGAGAAGAUAAAGGAGUGUUUUAUGAGGCUUAGUGUUGUGUGGUGAUCUUUUAGACAAGUCUUCUGUCUUAUGAUCUACCUAAGUCUUGGACUGCUGAUGUCAUGUGACUACCAACCUUAUCGUACAAAUCCAAGACUUGGCCAAAAAUGUCUUCCUGGUCUCUCCAAGUAGCUCCUGGAUGUGGGUUUGCUGGCGAGGGGCUCUUGGGCAGCUGCUCCUGGCUGAUUCAGCUGCAGCUGCUGAUGGAUGAUUUGGGAGGUGACAUGAUCGUGGGACACUUUAGGAAGAAAGUACAUGUCUGGGGGACCAUGUGGUUUGAACUCGAAGAAAAAUAUGUACCAUCAGACUUAACUGCCAGAUGAAAAAAGAAGAAGAAUUUUUUUUUAGUUAAUAUUUCAUUCCUUAGUCAUUCUCCUUGAGUUUCACCUCCUUAAAAGCUUACCCGGCCUGAGCAUAGGGACCUGUGCAGAGGAAACUAAGAAAAAUGAACUAAUCAUCAACUCCUUCUCCCCAGGAGCACCCUUUGAGAAAAUCCAUUGGCCACAGGCCCUCACCUUCAACAAUCCCUCCUUCUGUGCUGCCUGCUGGUAGAGGGGGAGGCUCCCAAGUGCCGGAAAGCCCCGGACUUGGCUCAUUUCUCAGUGAGGGCAGGACAGCACGGGUCCUUUCCAUAGAAACAUCAACAAAUUCUAACCCAAGCAAUCGCUGCACCUACCUGACUCCAGGGAUCUCUGAAGAAAAAAAUGUGACCAUGAUCUAAACAGAGCAGAGGAAGCAAGAGGUCUCCUUUAGGCCACUGCGGAAGAGGAAAUUUCUCAACAGGACAUUUUAUAAGCCUGAGAGAGCUUUGAAAAGACAGAAUGAGUUGAUUCAUUUCCACCUCUCCAGGAUCCUUUCCAUGGUCUCCCUGGAAACUUUGCCCCAAGAGAUGUUUAAAAAGGAGAACUGGGGAGGAAACAGUCCUUUUUACUACAGGGAAAAGCUCCAAACUGGCCUCCUGGGGGAUGAGAGCUCCAAUGAUCCUGAAGGCCUUUUAAUUAAUAUGAAAUCCUGUUGUACUCAGAAAAAAACAGAAGCCCCAGGCGAAGCCCUCCACCCCAGAGGAGCUGGCAGAAUACUAACGACUCUGAUUUGAUAUUCAGAAUCAGGAAUUGGCGAGUCUUUAAAGACAAACAGGCCAAACCAAAUCAAUAUUGUUGUUUCUAGAUGUUCCUUCUGUGGUUGAGUUAGUUUUCUAUAAGUAACAAUAUUAAGGAACUGGGGGCAGAGGAUGUUAUACGAUCAUUUAUAACCAUUUUAAAAGGGGGGACAAGUUGUAGAAGGAAGGCAAUUCUGGGUGCUUAAUUUAGAAAUAGCUUCUUAUUUCAGCUAUAGAUUUUCAUAUAAUGCAAUGACUAUUGACUUAGAGUUAUGGUGUCUUAUGACCAGAUUUAUCAUAGUAUAUUAAAAUAGCAAUAAUAUUAAUAUUACUUUCCAAUUUUUUUUUUCAAGAGAUUUUUCUCCAGAUCCUUUAGCCUUUCUGGGCUUUGGACAUACCUUGUCAUGUGCACAGCACAUCAUCUCUCAGCAACAGUGUGGUGAGGUCCUUAGGUGUCCCAAGAACCAACUCAGGGAGUAUUAAAGGGUUUGCAAUUUGGACCCCACACUCUAGAGUUUUAGGAUAGGAGGUAAUUCUUGUAAUUGGUCCUGAAUAAAUAUUGAUUCCUCAGAAAACAUUUUGGUGGCACAGAAAGGGGAUCAUUUUAUGUUGAGAUCCUAUUAUAUUUUGUAUUUAUUUCUCUCCUUUGUGGGGUAGGUUAGUGGGAGGCAAAGGCAGAAAUAAAAGUCAAACUCAGAACCACUGAGAUGAAUUUACCCAUCUAUUCAGGACAGCCUACCUCUUAGGUUGGCCCAGAGAAAGGGCAUUGGAUAAGAUUUUAAUAACCGUAGAUGAGUUGGGUAAGUAAAAUCUUCAUUGAUCCAGAGCAUAGUUCCUUCAUCUCCUAACAAAGGAAGUCAAAUGCCUGACAAAUUCAGAAUCGCAGACACAACUAUGGCUGUCUUCUUUAAGACAAGGAGUCUAGCCACCUGGCCCCACACACAAUGAGUUGAAAAGUGGGAAAUGCAGUGUAUCAGCUUCUCUGGCCACACGAUCCCAAACUAGUUUCAGCUUCAGGGGAAACGGUACAGUCUUCAGUGUUCCCUUCUCGUGCUGAUGGGGCCAGCGGGAUCUUGAUCUUUUCAUCAGAAAAAGGCCAUGCCAAGAGGGUGGUUUCCUGAGACUUGUUUUCCAGCACUUGUCAAAUGAAACAGCAGGAAGCCCUUCACAGCACCUGUGCCACUCUGCACAGAUGAUACAAGAGUCUGAGAAUCGUCGCAAGAUGGAUCACACCUGGCAUAGACCUUGAGUCCCAGGAAUCAGUAAGACCUGAACAAAUUGAAUUAAGAUGGAGGCAGAGACAGGAGGCACUGGCUAUCUAGUAAGAGUUUCCAUCACUGUGAGGGGCUAUGUCUGAAAUUAGUCUAGAAGCAGCAGGCGUCCAGUGGGCACUUCUGUGCUUCCUCUCUAUUCCCGCCGGCCAGGAGCCAUCUCAACUGCAGAGAAUCAAGAUGCUGAUGUUGUUGGAAAGAGGAAACAUUAACUCAUGGUUAAAGCUAAGUUCAUGAUUCUCAAGGGAUUACUCUUUAUAUAUAUGACAUUACAAAGAAUCUUGAGAAAGAAGUGUGCGUGGGAAGCACCUGAUUCUGACGUUAGGAGAACAGGUGGUCGCAUCACUGGCCGUGGGGCCCUCUGCACACAGGACCACUGUCUUCUGUGAUUGCUGUUCAGCGUUUAAAUCCAACGACAUGCAUCUUCCUCAUGAAGGCAUAUUCUUCUCCCCUGGUCAAUAUUCUUUUCCCAGCUUAGUGCCAUGAUACUUUUAUCUCACAAUUAAGUAUGAUCCAAGUGUGCAUAACUUUAAUGUUAUUGAAGGAAAUAGACCCAAUUCCCCGUGCAACCAAAAAUAAAAUAUGGCCUCAAUAUAAGGUUUGGGCUAAUAUGUAUUCCUAUAAAAGCAUUCUUUUUGGCAAAAUAUAGUUUUAAGGAUCCAAUCAUAUAAGAUAUUUUGUGCAUAGUUAGAGAUUUUACAGUAUUGACCAUGCAUAUAUUUAAAAUGUAAAAUAUCUAGCUGAUGUUUGAAUUUGUUGUACUUUCCUGACCAGCUGGUUGUCCCAUUUUAUAAGCUGGAGAGUUAACUGAUUUAGCAGAAAUGCCUAGCUUUUAUAAAAGAACAAGUAUUUCAUUCUAUAAAGACACUCCAAAUGACGGUUACUUGAUUUUCUUGAGACCUUCAACUGUGGUGAUAAAAUAACAAGACUUGCUUUCAAGCCUUAAUGAAUGUAAAAUGCCUUUUAAUGAAGAUAUAGCUGAGUAUUUUCCUCAUGAAUCGGAAACAGUUAUAAAUUUGUUUUGCAGUCCUGAUUGGUAUUGAUGAUUCAAAUAAAGUUGGUUUAUUUUCAAAUAUUACAAAA